Lutzomyia longipalpis is the source of this 923-nucleotide messenger RNA. RefSeq lists its product as uncharacterized. The coding region runs from base 174 to 812 and encodes 212 amino acids. Lineage: Eukaryota; Metazoa; Arthropoda; Insecta; Diptera; Psychodidae. The record is from RefSeq and is a predicted model, not a curated record. The transcript has 2 exons.
GAUUUAAGCAACAUCCAGCACAACAGACAUGUCGUCUAAAAAAUCUCGCCUAAUGUUGUAAAUCACAGUGAAAAGAUAUUUUGAUUACAAAACACCCCGCGGCCUCCAAUAAACCAAAGAAAAAGGUCAAUCAAGCUUCCCUUUUGUGGGGAGUUUCUGUGAGCCUCCAAAUCAUGGAGGUGUGUGCAGCGCAAUAUUUUUCCUCCCUCAAUGCAAUUGCGGCUAAAAUUGCAGCAGAUGCAGAGGCUACAGUUGCUUCCUUUGAGCAUCUGUGGAACACCAUGGAACCCCUGGAGAAGGCAUCAACACUCACGGAUGCUCUCAUUGAACCGGAAGUUGUGCUAAAAUACCUCCGGAUGGCGCAGGAGCCACCGCAUGUGGAUAAGAGUGAACUACAGCAACCAGCAAAUAAUCAGGAUGAGCACGGAGCUCCAUUUCUGUGGCACACCCGUAGUCAAUUAGAUCUAGUAAAUCUGGCUCAAGCUUCACCCUGUGGGGCACUUCUAGGUGCUCCCACAACAAAGCAACCAACCAGAUUCCCAGCCAAAGUCUCAAAGCCCAAGGCCCCACCUCCACCACCCCCCAAGGCAAAGCCACAGCAACAGGCCACGACGUGCAAUGAGAAAUCUCACGCAGUUGUCAUUUCAUCGGGAAUCCCCAAUGAUGACACAGAAGCCCUCGUGGUUACAACAGAGGAGGAGGAUGAUGAACCAGAGGAACGUAUUUCAGCUCAUAGCCCAGCAACGGAGGAGAAAUCUCUGCUCUAUGAAUACUCAGCAAAGGCCGAUUAUGACUUCCUCAACAACUGGUAGAGCUUCAAUUAUAUACAAUACUCCUCCCACAUAAUAUAAUACAUAAUAUAUCAAUAUUUAUACGCGAUCUCUUUUCUACCAAUAAACUAGUGAACAAAAAAUCCUUAAAAA